UAUAAAGCGUAUGCAAACUUACUGAGGAGUUAGAUUUCUAGUGAACCUUGCCAGUCACUGUCAACAUGUCUUCUCUCCAUCUGACGAUAAUAACUCUACUUGGUCUCUAUUUCACAGGGCUGAAUGAUGCAGAAAAGAAAGGAGUGGUAUGGAAACAAGUCGGAGAAGACAUCACUAUCCAGUGCAGAGGUUCUAAUGAUUAUGAGUUCCUGAGUUUGUUCCAAGGUCUCAAUAAGACAGUCAGACUUCUUUUCACAGAAAAGUCCAAAAAAGUUUUAUUCGGAGAGGAAAUUAAAGAAAGAAGUCAGACAAAUGGAGACUUCCCCAAUGUGGAUAUUCUCAUCAAAAACUUAACUUUAAAUGAUAUUGGACCAUAUUAUUGCGAGUACAAAAAAAUAGGAGAAAAAGGAAACCAAAAAAUCAUAAAUGGUCAAGGAUCUGUGCUCCUGGUGGUGACAGGUGAACCUCAUCAAGGAAACAAACAGGAAUGCGGCCCAUCAGAUCAGAGUCUGGUAAUUGUGUCUGUUGUGAUCGCUGGGACUGUGCUGCUGGUUAUCGUCGCGGCAUUAUUCAUAUGGAUCACCCUCAAGUUUCAGACCAGGUCUAAGUCAGCCACAAGGAAAUCAAAACAUAAUGUUACCAAUGAUGUUUACGAGGACAUGAGAGGAACAUUGAGGCGGUGAAGAUGUGUUUACCUGCAAGAGUCAGCUAACCCUAACCCAACAGCUGUAAAGUGCAUCCCAGAGUCAAGAGAGCUUCAUGUGAAGAAACUAUUCGUCUUGUUCUUGGACAAACUCUGCAACCUCUUUGUGUCAGGUGCAGUCCAACAAUGGUUUGAGUUGUUUUUUUUAUGUUAAUAUGUGCAUAUUCAAUUUUAAAGAUUCUUCAUUUUCUUCAAGUUUAAAAUAUGCUAAUAGGUUAUUAUAGAGACACACAAAGAGCUAAAUUGUUCAUAGAAUCAUUGUAAAUAUCUAAAAAUCGCUCACACUGCAGGGUGGAAGAACAAGUUGUUUUAUUUAUAUGUCCCCCACCAUCAGAUGUUUUCUAUAGCUAUGUUUAACUUUGUUAUUAAAUUACUUGUUUGCUUUGGGUCACAGUCUCAGAUGGCUCAUAUAAUCCUAACCCAUAAAAGCCCGACAUGACAUAUUUGUUACAUACAUUUUGUUUCAAUUUAUGGUAUAAACUUUGCUCAAAAUCCUGUUGAACACAAUCUGAUACUCGUCUUCUGUCCCCUAAUAGAUACAAAGAAGCAGAAAACCAUAUUAUAAUAUUUUUAAAAUAUCCUACGGUAAUAAAUAGUAGAUCCCCCCUCCCACCAAAAAUGUAAUUUUAUUUUUUCACAUUUUCUUAAAGGGCCAAAUAAAGACCUCAUAUUGAAAAAAUUGGACUUUUCUAACCGUUUUUUCAAGGGUCGGGCCUUAAUGGGUUAAAUUUAUUGUCCUUUCAUGACUGCAAAGCCUUAAAACAGCACCAAACCACGAUGUUCCUUCUAUCAAACUCUGCUGAGAUUAUUGGUAUUAAUGUGGAGUGACAUUUUGCCCUCUAAACAUAACAUGGUACAGCUUGUCAGAAAGGGAUUGUUCUGUUGGAGCCUUUAAUGCAGAUUUUAGCAAGGUUGUAGAUUUUUGUUUUCCAGCUGUUUCAGGAUUGCACAUUAUGCUUUUGGAAAGAACUUCACAGAACAAACUCCAGAGGAAAAUCCAUAGAACCUCAUCUGAGGUCCUACAUAAAGCAGUUGUGUCUCUAAAAGAGGAGUUUAAAACCACUGAACACACUUUAUAUGCCCUGUUGUCAGGGAAAACUUUACAAAAAUUCUUUCAAAGUCAUUGUCUUAAUGGAGAAGCCCUGUAAAUAAAUGUUCAUAUCUAUAUCUAGUUUCAGAUGUUCACUAACUUUUUAUUACUACUUAUAAUAAACUAAGGUAAUGUUUGAAUGCAGCUUUGAUAAUAUUUUUCUAUUGUGACAAUAACCUUCACUGAUAUACAUUUUCACAUAAAUAAAAAUCAAUUCAUUUGUGGAAUUUUUAUAGCUGUGUCUGAAAAGGUUUU
Messenger RNA from Melanotaenia boesemani (Boeseman's rainbowfish), 2048 nucleotides. RefSeq lists its product as uncharacterized. The transcript is spliced from 4 exons. The coding region runs from base 66 to 683 and encodes 205 amino acids. Gene Ontology annotation, cellular component: membrane. Gene Ontology annotation, molecular function: signaling receptor activity. The record is from RefSeq and is a predicted model, not a curated record. Lineage: Eukaryota; Metazoa; Chordata; Actinopteri; Atheriniformes; Melanotaeniidae. Gene Ontology annotation, biological process: adaptive immune response.